AUCUUCUAUGUCAAUGGCGCACGGCACGAGGUCCCAGACGCCGACCCGACCAUGACGUUGCUCGAGUAUCUCCGCUCCGUCGGGUUGUCAGGCACCAAGAUGGGCUGCGGCGAGGGUGGCUGCGGCGCAUGCACGGUGAUGGUGUCCGCGUGCGAUCCGGCCACGGGCCACCUGAAGCACGAGUCGGUCAACGCGUGCCUGAUGCCUCUCUGCUCAGCAGACUGGACGGCAAUCACGACCGUCGAGGGGAUCGGCGGCUCGGAGGACGGAGAUCUGCACCCGGUGCAGGAGCGCCUGGCCAAGAUGCACGGCAGCCAGUGCGGCUUUUGCACGCCGGGGAUUGUCAUGUCUCUCUACUCUGCGUUGCGAGCGUCGCCGAAACUCGCCAUGGAAGAAGUUGCGGAUCACCUUGAUGGCAACCUCUGCCGCUGCACUGGGUAUCGUCCGAUCCUCGACGCCGCCAAGUCCCUUUGCGCCGACGCGCCGUGCGGUGGCGGCGGGCCUUGCUGCGCCAGUGGCAGCGGCGACGGCAGCGGCGGCGGCGGCGGCAACGGCUGCGGCGGAGGCAACGGCUGCGCCAAUGGCAAUGGCUGCGAACAUCCUGCCGACCCCAGCGGCCGCCUUCUGGUGGACGGGGACGUGGCGAUGCCGAGUGAGCUGUCGGCCGCGCCGUCGCCGCUCUGGAUCGCCUCCCCGCGCGCCACCUGGUGGCGGCCGGCCUCUUUGGACGAGCUGCUCGCGCUCAAGGCGGCACACCCGCAGAGCAGGGUCGUCGCCGGCAACACGGAGCUGGGCAUCGAGGCGCGGUACAAGAGCCGGCAGUGCGCGACCCUCCUCUCGCCGCGCCUGGUCGCCGAGCUGUACGCUGUCGCCGAGGCGGAGGGCGCUGUAUCUCGGGCUACAUCUCAUCUCGGCGAUAUCUCGGCCGCUCUCUGCGCCCGCCGCGGCGAGGCGCUGCCCGGCUGCGCGGGCGAGGCGGCACGCGCCAUCGCCUGCAUGCUCCGCUGGUUCGCAUCGACGCAGAUCCGCAACGUCGCGUGCCUCGGCGGCACCCUCCACUGUUGCAACCUCGUCACCGCGUCUCCCAUCUCGGACAUGGUCCCGCUGCUAGUGGCUUGCGGCGCCUCCGUCACCCUCGUCUCCUCCGCCCGCGGCAAGCGCGCCGUGCCGCUCUCGGCCUUCCUCCUCGGCUACCGGAAGGUCGACUUGCGCGAGGACGAGUUGCUACUCUCGGUGCACGUGCCGCGCGCCGAGGGGCUCGAUUCACAUCCGCGGCCCUGCCAGCAGGCGCGGCGCCGCGAGGACGACAUCUCCAUCGUGACCGCCGGGCUGCGCGUCCGCCUGCAGCCGGCCGGCGGCGUGUACAUGGUGGCGGACACGUGCUUCGCGUUCGGCGGCCUCGCGCCGACCGUGGUGGUGGCGCGCAAGGCGGCGGCGGCGCUGGUUGGCCGGCCGUGGGAUGCGCAGAGCGUCGAGGAGGCGUGCGCGGCUGUCGUCGACGAGCUGCGCGUCGGCGCGUCUGCGCCGGGCGGGCAGCCAGAGUACCGGACCGCGCUCGCCGCAUCGGCCGUCUUCAAGACUUUCGUCGCCACCUCCAUCGCGCUUGGCGCCCCGGAGUACCGCUCUGCAGGCGAUGCUCCGGCGCCGCCGGUGGUCGACGCGGCGGAGAGGUCGGCAGCUCGCUCCUGGCUGCUCGAGCCAAAGCCGUCGUCGCUUCCGCACCUGGCGGGCGCGAGGCACACCAGCGGCUCGGCCGAGUACACCGACGACGCGCCGCUGCCGCCGGGGGGGCUGCACGCGGCUCUCGUGACCGCGCAGCAGGCGCCCGCGACGAUCGAGUCCGCCGCCGCAUCGGCCGGUGUCGUCCGGAUUCUGACGGCGGCCGACGUGCCUGCGGCGGGCAGCAACGCGAUGGGGCCGAUCAAGCAGGACGAGCUCCUGUUCGCGGAGGGCUCGACAGACCACGUCGGCCAGGUGAUCGCGGUCGUCGUCGCGCGCUCUUGCGAGGAGGCGCGCCUCGCCAGCGGCCUAUCAGUAAUCAUGUUGAUUGUUCUUGAUGGGGCACUGCUCCUUGUGCACCCCGACGGAGGAGGGAGGGCUGCACAUCCUGGCCUCGACGCAGGCGCGCGAGAUCUCCUGAGAUCUCCCGAGACCACCCAAGAUCACGCGAGAUCACGCGAGAUCACCCGAGAUCACCCCGAGAUCACCCCGAGAUUCCACGAAAGGUUGCGCGUUCUGGCUUCGGCGCAGGCGCUCGAGAACCUGCAGAAGAGCGUCGCCAAGGCGUGUGGUCUGCCGCUCAACAAGGUCGUCGCCAAGGUGAAGCGGCUGGGCGGCGGCUUUGGCGGCAAGGAGACGCGGGUCGCCUUUGCGCACUGCGCGUGCGCCAGGCGGCCCGUCCGCCUCUCGCUGCGCCGCGACCUCGACAUGCUCGCCAGCGGCGGCCGCCACCCGUACCUGGCCACGUACAAGGCGGCAGCACGCGUCGACCCGGAGACGGAGGAGCCGAAGCUUGCCGCGCUCGACGUGCAGUUCUACAGCAAUGGCGGCGCGUCGCUAGACGUCUCCUCGGCGGUGAUGGACCGCUCUCUCACGCACCUCGACAACUGCUACUUCUGGCCCAGCUACCGCGCGAGGGGCGUGGUGUGCCGGACACACAUGCCGUCCAACACGGCAUUCCGCGGCUUCGGCUCGCCACAGGCUAUGCUGGUUUGCGAGCACAUCCUCGAGCACCUCGCGAGCGCGAUGGGCGUCAGCGCAGACCGCCUGCGCGCUGCUAACUUGUACGCGGUGGGCGACGAGAUGCCGUUCGGCCAGACGCUCGCAGAGGACGAGUGGCGGGUGCCGCGCGCGAUGGCGACGCUCCGUAAGGACGCGGACGUCGACGCUCGCGCGGCUGCGGUGGCGGGCUUCAACGCGCAGAAUCGGUGGAGGAAGCGAGGCCUCGCGUUCGUGCCGACGAAGUAUGGCAUCAACUUCUACGCGCGCUUCAUGAACCAGGGCGGCGCGCUCAUGUCGUAUCAUGCUGUACUAUGCAUAGGCGGCGCGCUCGUGCACGUCUACACAGACGGCACGGUGCUCAUCUCGCACGGCGGCUGCGAGAUGGGGCAGGGCCUGCACACAAAGGUGUGCCAGGUGGCGGCGCGCGCCUUCGGAAUACCGCUCUCGGCGUGCCACGUCGCCGACACGGCGACGGACAAGGUGGCGAACUCCAUCACCAGCGCCGGCUCGCUCUCGACGGACCUGUACGGCAUGGCGACCCUCGACGCGUGCCGGCAGAUCCUGCGGCGCCUCAAGCCGCUCCGCGAGGCGGUUGGCGCCAAGGCCAGCCUCGCCGAGCUCGCCACCGCCGCGUACUUCUCGCGCAUCGACCUCAGCGCACACGGCUACUUCGCGCUGGACGAGCGCCGGUGCGGCUUCGACUUUCGGGCGCCGCCCGGCGUCAAGCCGGACGGCACGCCCGACCAGGCGGCGCGGGGCCUCUGCCACAACUACUUCACGCAGGGCGUCGGCUGCGUCGAGGUUGAGAUCGACGUGCUCACCGGCGACCACGAGGUGCGGCGCGCCGACCUGCUCGUCGACGUCGGCUCGUCCAUCAACCCCGCGCUCGACAUCGGGCAGGUCGAGGGCGGCUUCACCCAGGGCAUGGGCUGGACGACCACCGAGGAGCUCCUCUGGGGCGACGACACGCACGGACAUUCUUGUUUAACCAUCAACCCAUACAUCAUAGGCGGGCUCCACUCGCGCGGGCCCGGCACGUACAAGCUGCCGAGCUUCAACGAUACGCCGCGCGAGCUGCACGUGCGCCUCAUGUCGGGCGUCGACAACAAGGUCGCCGUCCACUCGUCCAAGGCGGUGGGCGAGCCCCCCUUCUUCCUCGGCGCGGUCACCUUCCUCGCGAUCCGCAACGCGGCCCGC
Emiliania huxleyi CCMP1516 is the source of this 3918-nucleotide messenger RNA. RefSeq lists its product as hypothetical. Gene Ontology annotation, molecular function: iron ion binding; FAD binding; 2 iron, 2 sulfur cluster binding. The record is from RefSeq and is a predicted model, not a curated record. NCBI's taxonomy places the organism in Eukaryota, Haptophyta, Isochrysidales, Noelaerhabdaceae. The transcript has 15 exons. The annotation marks the transcript as partial.